AUGUUUGUGGCCAAUUACGCGAUCCUGCGGCAUUACGAUCCGCUGCCGCAAGAUGAACAAUGCAUCGCACUUUCUCUCUUGCAGGAAAAAUGGCUUUACCUGGAGGAAGUCGACGGCAGUGGGUUUGGGGCGGGAUUCAGGCCGGAGGGGAUAGACUCGGGAGUCGCCCGGUCGAGAGGGAAUCCAUUGGAUGGGUUUUACGGGGAGAAACCGGGGGGAGAGGCUGCGUCGUUUGAUUCCGGCGUUCCGGCCCAGGCUCCUCGUGGUGGGCCGAUACUGGAAACACGGAGUACUCCUGCAGAAACAGCGGCCAACGAAGCGACUCCCUCCCCCGCCGGAAACCCGCCGGAAACGGAAGACCCCGCCUCCCUCCCCCCUUGGCUGUCCCUGCCCGAGCUGAGGGACGUGCUCGCGGAUUCGCUGAACACCUUCGACCUGCUGCCGAUCGACGAAUCGAACGAGGAAUUUUCCUUCGAUGGACUGGAGAACGCCUGGCUGUUUGAGGUUGGGAAUCCCCCGAGAGAAAAGGAACCGUGCGAAAAGGAAGAGAAGCGCAGGAGCCAGAAGCAAGCCAAGGCCGCCGAGUCCGCCAGGAGAUGGCGAAAGAACCAAAAAGCGAAGCUGCAGCAGCUGGCGGCGGAACUGAAGACGGAAGAGGCGCGAGGACGCGACCUCCGCCGGCGCCGAGAGGAACUCGAGAGCCUCCUGGCCUUCGCCAGACUCAAGGUGCAAAGCGUCGCGUUUCGCCCCGUCUCGCUUCGCCCCGCCGCGUUUCGCCCCGCGGGCGCGACCCAGAGUGACCCGCAUCGAUAUGAUAUUCAACGCGUGCUUCCCUACAGCAAUUUGCAGCGUCUGGGUUUUUUGCCUAUCUAA
Darwinula stevensoni is the source of this 873-nucleotide messenger RNA. Lineage: Eukaryota; Metazoa; Arthropoda; Ostracoda; Podocopida; Darwinulidae. The record is from the annotation of a GenBank genome assembly.